Molecule: messenger RNA, 1563 nt
Organism: Ostertagia ostertagi
Lineage: Eukaryota; Metazoa; Nematoda; Chromadorea; Rhabditida; Trichostrongylidae
Source: the annotation of a GenBank genome assembly
AGUUUUUCGCGGCAUCAGCUGUUCAACCGUGGUCUACCGGGACUAUAUUGUCGUCCGCACGAGGACAGGGAUAAUCCCGAUCGAAAGUUCGAGCAGUUUGAAUUUGGAGACAAGAUCGCUGAAUCGCUCAAGGAGCUGUUCAACCGUGGUCUACCGGGACUAUAUUGUCGUCCGCACGAGGACAGGGAUAAUCCCGAUCGAAAGUUCGAGCAGUUUGAAUUUGGAGACAAGAUCGCUGAAUCGCUCAAGGAGGUGGUCUUGACUCACGACGAUGGAACUCUCACAGGGCGAAUUCAAUUUGAUCCUCACACUGGAUGGCGUACUAAUUUUUCGGUUACGGUUAUCGAAAUCAAACCUGGUGUAAAUACGCUGAAUAGCAUCAAAGAGCGAUUUCAAUGGGCUCAAGGGAAAGGAUUCCUGCUUGGAGAGGAGAGAACCUUUCACGAGAAUAGACCUAACAAAAGCGCCAUUCGAAAAGGCAUUCUCGCGAACAAGCCAUGGAAAUUGAAAUUGAACGUCGUCACUGUGCUGGUAAAACCGUUUGUGAUGGUGAGAAGGGGCAAUCCAGGUGAAGCGCCACACAAAGGCAAUGACCGUUUUGAAGGCUACUGUAUCGACUUGCUGAAGUUGCUGGCGAAAAACAUAUCUGGUUUCGAGUACGAAAUCUUCGUUUCGGACGGCAACAAGUACGGAGCUAGGCAACCCGACGGUAGUUGGGAUGGGAUGCUCGGAUAUCUUCUGAACGAGACUGCCGACAUAGCAGUCGCUCCCUUGACCAUCACACAAGAAAGAGAAAGAGCCGUGGACUUCUCGAAGCCGUUCAUGACCACAGGAAUUUCAAUCAUGAUCAAGAAGCCAGAAAAGCAAGAGUUCAAUAUCUUUUCGUUUAUGGAGCCGCUUGGCAUGAGGAUUUGGAUCCUCACCGUAUGCUCUUAUGUUGGGGUGUCCCUGACUAUCUUUUUGGUGUCGUCAUUUUCUCCUUACGAGCAACGAGUGCAGUUCAAUCAUGGUGAAUUUUCCGUAUCGAACGAAUUCUCCAUGUACAACUCGCUUUGGUUCACUCUUGCUGCUUUCAUGCAGCAGGGCACAGACAUUCUUCCGAAGUUGGUUCCUCUAGUCCUUGCUAUUUGCGUCCCGAUUGGUGCGAAAUCCUUCUUUUACAGAGCUCUCUCUGGCCGAAUCGCAUCAUCUGCUUGGUGGUUCUUCACGCUGAUCAUCGUUUCUUCGUACACUGCAAACCUUGCUGCAUUCCUGACCCUAGAGAAAAUGACCCCGCCCAUAGAAUCAGUGGAGGACCUCGCUAAUCAAAAUAAGAUACUUUACGGCGUUGUCAAAGGCGGUUCGACAGCUGCAUUCUUCGAGGACUCAACAGUUCCACUGUACAAGAAGAUGUGGGACUUCAUGCAGGAUGAGCACAACAAGUUUCUCAGGAAUCAAGUGGCCCAGUCAGUAUUUGUGGACACUUACGCGGAAGGCAUCGAACGGGUCAGAAGCAGUAAGGGAAGAUACGCGUUCCUGUUGGAAGAGACGACCAACAACUAUGAGGGAGGUCGGAAAACCGUG